UAGCAUUGUUCUGUGGAAGUAGUACAUCAUCGAUCUAUAAAAUAUUUUGGUUUAUCAUCUAUGUAUUCAGUAGUACUCAUAAUUUYUUUUCAAUGAUAUAUUUAGUAUACUAUAGCAGGCUAUUCCCGACAUUCCCGUAUAAAUUAUCAAUACUCUGUAGUUACUAGUUAGUAGUUAUAUUUGAGAUACUAAAACUAGUGAAAUCAGAACAAUAUGAAUUUUUUUUUCAUGGUUUUAUCAACAUUCAAGUAUUAAACAUAACCAAUUUAGUUUACACAAUUGACAUUUAAUAGCUUAGUACUAAACUACUAACUCUACUAACUAUACCAAGUACAACUAAAAAGUACACUACGGUUGAACGGUACUCAAGGUUUUUGGUGUUUGCAACUAGUUGGUCAUAGUCAAUAACCAAGAUUAUUUUUGUACUGUUUAAUUUUGAAUCAACCUAUUGAAAGAUUUGAUAAUUAUUUUAAUCUAUCAUUAUUUCGUUGUAUUUGAAAUAAAUUAUCUUAUUUAAUUUUCAAUUAAAAUGAAUCCUUGUGUAAUUCCUGAGGUUCCCAUUGAUAUACAAGGAGACAACCGAUGGAUGAGCCAGCAUGAACGUCAUGUAUCCGAAGCAAAAGAACGUGAACCUGAUGUUAUAAUGAUUGGAGACUCAAUUAUACAAAAGUUACAGACAUGUCCUAUAUGGAAUGAUUUAGCAUGUGUUCUUCAUGUUGGUACAAAUAAUUUUGGUAAUACUCCUGAUGAAAUAUCAGAAGGCAUUCUAACCAUAAUCAAAGAAAUCAAAUUCAAACUACCUGAGUGCUAUAUCAUUUUGUUGGAUCUAUUACCUCGUGGAGCCAGGCCAAAUCAAUUACGUGUUCGUAACUCCAAAGUUAAUGAAAUAAUACAUGAAAAAGUUAAGUUAUUUUCUCGGUUAGAAGUGAUUACUGUCAAUACGGGUCUGUUGCAAUCAGAUGAUACACUGAGUGCUCAAGAUAUGCUUGAUUACCUACAUCCAACUGACAUGUGUUACCGUAAAAUAUUUGAACCUGUACAUGAAUUACUCUUACAAAUUCUUGGAGAAGCCAAAGAUAUUGAAAAAGAAAUAAUUGAAACACAGUAAAUCUGAUUUUGUAUACUCACAGAUAAAACAAAAGCAUUUUGUA
Diuraphis noxia (Russian wheat aphid) is the source of this 1151-nucleotide messenger RNA. Its product is annotated as platelet-activating factor acetylhydrolase IB subunit alpha2-like. The record is from RefSeq and is a predicted model, not a curated record. Lineage: Eukaryota; Metazoa; Arthropoda; Insecta; Hemiptera; Aphididae.